AUGAACGACCACUUGUCCUUGCACUUUGAAGAGAUAAACUCGGUGGCAGGAUCCCCGCCUCCUGUUGGUACCGGUAAUAGCGCCACCAAGGUUAUCUCUCCAAAGUGCGAGGACAAGUGGUCGUUCAUCUUGGAGCUCUAUAACGAGCCACCAGCAGCAACAGCAGCAGCAGCAGCAGCAGCCGUCUGGACCUUCACCGGCGCCGGCGCCUCCGGCAGCGGCAUCGGCAGCACCAGCACCAGCACCAGCACCAGCAGCGGCGGCAGCGGCUACGACAGCGUCGACAGCGGCAUUGGCAGCAGUGGCAGUGAUAAUGUAGACAGUCUUACUAUGGACUUGGGGCUGGGGUUCAGCGCGCAGAGCAGCAUCCACACGCCGCCGACAAAAGACUGGCUGGCGACAGACGCUUUGUUCGGAAUGGACUUUUGGGGGACUUCGGAAGGAUUGAAUUAAUUUACCUUACCUUACCUUACCCUACCGUCGGGUGUGUUGAUGAUUUCUCUCUACCGCCGUCGUUCCUCAAGAUGUGCGGCAUUAUUUACUUCGGCAUGUUUGAUUUUGGGGCGUUUUACUUUCAUGGCGCGUGUUUGUCUACCGGAACUUCGCAUCAGAUGAAGUAUUUCCUACCGUCAUAUCAUCGGGAUUUUGGUUUUUCUUGUUUGGUGAGGAGGAAGAGGGAGCAAGGCAAGGGGCCUGCAUUUUGACUGUAACAAUGUUGUAAGAUGUGAUGUGUUUACUUGUGCGUGCCUUUUUAAGGCGCACAUAUGAGCCUAACUCAACGUGUGUCAAACCAUCCGACAUGGUGCGGAGUUGGGGGGGCGAUAUGUCGUGUCAUCACGUGGAGGGCACUCAGCAACGGCGGGCAUGGUUCAAUUUUUGUAGGUCAGGUGCCAGCGGUGUGUGUGUAAGAGAGGUGUGUGCUUGAGAGAGAUGUGCAGAGGUGAAACGUACCGGUAUCCUAUCACUUAGUGUAAUUCAACGUGUGUUUGUGAAACCAUCCAACAUGGGCCACGGGGUGUGGGAAGGGGUAUGGAGUGUGGACACGAGGUGAUUAGUCUUGCAGAUCAUUGUGAGUGCAUUCAGCACAAGAGAGGAUUGAGAACAUUUGUGGUUGCGCGAUGUGUGAGUUAGGCUAGGGUGGCAAGUAAAGACUAGAACCAAUCGUGCAGUUCAACCUGCGAUAUAACCGCAAAAUAGGUUGGGGAAGAAGGGUGGAUACUUGACGUUUUAGUGCACGAUGCUGCUGUCGGGUCAAACCGAGAGUGCCUUCAGUACUGUGAGGGGGGGGUUGGGUCGAGAAUCUAUGUGGUUGGAAAAUAUGCGGUUUAGUGCCUAUGGCCAAAAGAGGCUUCAGCCUAGAAAAUAUUCCAGCAUGUGAUGUCAUCCAAAACGUUUGGAGGAGGGCGGGGAGGAGAGGUCGUGAGUUGAACAAUUGUUCGGACCACAUGGAGUGCAAUCGGCAGCACGGACAUGCAACACGAAUGUACAAGUGGGUUCGGAACGUAUGUCACGUAUGUGUGGUUGCGAGAGACGUUUGCUUGUUUUCUCCAUCGACCUUGCUAGUGACCGGACCAUUGCAAAUAGGUCCUUUCUAUGGGGGGACACCGAACACACACCACACGCUUUGCAUGUUGUUAGUGCGAGAAUGUAGA
This is a messenger RNA of Ectocarpus sp. CCAP 1310/34, 1652 nucleotides long. Lineage: Eukaryota; Phaeophyceae; Ectocarpales; Ectocarpaceae. The record is from the annotation of a GenBank genome assembly.